AUGGAAGGUUUAUUUUUCCCUGGCCGCAGUGACCCGGUCCAGCCAGCAAAGCUGCACUUCACCAAGUUGUUCCGUCCUCCUGCAGCAGCAGCAGCAGCAGCAGCAGCAGCAACAGCAGCAGCAGCAGCAGCAACAGCAUUAGCAGCACACAGCAGCAACAGCAGAUGCAGCAGCAACAACUAUAGCAGCAGUUGUAGCUCCUGCAGCGGCCGCAACAGGAGCAGCAACAGCAUCAGCAACAGGAGCAGCAGCAACAACGGCAGCAGCACUAACAGCGGUAGAGGAAACUGCAACGGCAGCAGCAGCAGCAGCAGCAGCAGCGGCAGCAGCAGCAGCAGCAGCAAAAUGCAGCAGCAAAAGUUCCGCCGCCGGGACUUGAACCCGGGUCGCGCGGCAAGAAGUCGCUUGCUGCCGCCAAGAUGGGACUCCUAUUUGCUGCUGCUGCGGCAGCAGCAGCAGCGCCGUGCCCUGCUGCUGCUGCUGCAGCGAGAAGAACCCUGCUUCUGCUUUAAGCAGGCCGGCCUGCUGCAGCAGCAGCAGCAGCAGCAGCAGCAGCAGCAAAUGCGCACAAGACAGCAGCAGCAGCAGCAACGGCAGCAGCAGCAGCAGCAGCAACGGCAGCAGCAGCAGCAGCAGCAACGGCAGCAGCAAUACCAACAGCAGCAGCAACACCAACAGCAGCAGCAGCAACAGCAGCAGCAGCAGCAAUAUGGUAUGAGUUUUGAUUUCCUGCUGCAGUUGUGUUGCUUCUAA
Molecule: messenger RNA, 753 nt
Organism: Eimeria necatrix
Lineage: Eukaryota; Apicomplexa; Conoidasida; Eucoccidiorida; Eimeriidae
Exons: 5
Coding region: 1-753 (250 amino acids)
Source: RefSeq, a predicted model, not a curated record